GCUUACGGCGAAAUCUAUCACACAUAUUGAGCUGGACGUUGGGCCCAGUGGACGCAAGCCUGAGAGUGUUGCUUCACUUCGUCCACUGCGAAAAUGCUUGCGUGCUCAACUCAGCAUCCAGCAUCGCGCUUGCGGUGCCCCAAGGGCACUCGCCGCGCGGUCGUGGUCUCUGCGGGCCCGAACCAAGCGACCGCACGCAACUCGGUUGUGACACGCCGUGCCACAGUCCUGGGUGGCCUUGCAACGCUGUUUCUGGGCCUCCCUCGGAACAGCGUUGCCAGUCCGGUCGAGGCGCCUGAGGCUACUACGGCCUCGCCGCCCUCUAAUGCGCCCGUUAAGGAUGUGAAGCAGCCUGCUGGGCCUUCAAGCGGCUCGUCGGGCGCUCCGCUUGGAACCAUUGGUGCAAUUGCUGCCAGCGGUGUUGCUGCGUUCUUCGGCCUGCAGCUGAACCAGCAGAAGCAGGAGGCUGCCACCGCUCAGUCCAAGGUAGCGGGCGCAGAGGCGGCUCGCGACAAGCUGAACGCGCAGGUGGCCACGCUGACGGCGCAGCUGGGCGCGGAGCAGGAGGCAGCGCGCGCGGCGGCAGGCAAGGCGCGGAAGGAGGUGGCGGCCAAGGAUGAGGAGCUGUCGCGGCGCCAGGCCGACCUGUCCCGCGCCACCCAGGAGGCGCGCGCCGCCGAGUCCCGCGCCAACGCCGCCGCGGCGCAGCUGGCCGCGGCGGAGGGCAAGCUGCGUGACGCCCGCGCCGAGCUGGACGUGCUGAGCGCCGCGGCCAAGGAGGCGGGCGACAAGGCCGCCGCCGCCACCACACGCGCGCAGCAGCUGUCCAUGGCGCUGGCUCGCGAGAAGGCGGAGGCGGAGAAGGCGCUGGGCGAGGCGCGGGCCAAGGCGGCUGCGGCGGUGAAGGCGCAGGCGGCGGCGGAGGAGGCGGGCAUGCGGGCGCGCACGGAGCUGGGCAAGGCGCGCAGCCGGGCCACCCGCCUGGAGUCCGAGCUGGCGGAGCGCACCGCCGCGCUGUCGGCUCUGGAGGCGUCCGCCGCCGCCGCCGCCGCACAGGCCGAGGCUCUGCGCGAGCAGCUGGGCGCCGCGGACGGCCGCCUGGCCUCAGCCAACAGCCGCGUGGCCGGCCUGGAGGCGGAGGCGGCGGCGGCGCGGGCGGAGCGCGGCCGCCUGGCGGAGGCGCUGGCGGCGGAGGAGCGCCGCGUCAAGGAGCAGCAGGCGGCUGCCGAGGCGGCUGCCCGCGACACCGCGGCGCUCAUGGAGCGGGCUGCGGCCCUGGAGGAGGAGCUCAGCCGCACCACCGAGCUGAUGCACGCAGCCAAGGCCGACCUGCACGCCGAGUCGGCUGCCUCCAAGGCGCUGCAGGCCCAGGUGGAGGCGCUGCAGGACAAGGUGGCGGCGGGCGCCACCCGGCUGGCGGCGGCGGAGAAGGCGGCGGCGGCGGCGGACAUGCGCGGCACCGAGCUCAGCCAGCAGGUGACUGACCUGCAGUCGGAGCUGGAGGCCACCCUGGCCAAGCUGCAGGCCGCGGAGGGUGCUCGCGCCGCUGCGGCUGCCGCCGCCACGGACGCCAACGACCGGGCUGAGGACAUGGGCCGCCAGAUGGACCGCCUGGCCGAGCACCUGGACAAGAACGAGGCGGAGCUGGAGACGGAGCGCUCCACCCGCCACGAGCUGCGCCGCGAGCUGGACGAGCUGUCGGAGGCGCACGCCAAGCUGGAGGCCACGGCGCGCGCGCUCAAGGGCAGCCAGGAGGCGGCGGCGCGGCAGCUGGUGGACAGCCAGGGGCAGCUGCGGGAGGCGGAGAGCCGCGCGGACAAGCAGCGCGAGAAGGCGCAGCACUACAAGCAGGAGGCUGAGCGGGCCGCCUCGGAGCUGGCCGCCCUGCGCACUGAGCUGGACGCCGCCCGGGCCGCGUCCAAGGCGGCAGACUCCAAGGUGGCUGAGCUGAGCGGCAUGCUGGCGGGCUGGGAGGCGCGCGGCAAGGAGCUGGACACCAAGGUCAAGGCGGCUGAGAACCGCGAGGCCGAGCUGGUGCGUGUGGCGGACACCUCCAAGACGGCGCUCACAAAGCUGGAGCAGAACGCCACCACCAUCCGCCGCGAGAUGGCCGAGUCGGAGAUGCGCGGUGUGGCGAUGCGGCAGGAGGUGGCCGAGCUCAAGGAGCAGCUGGACUCCGCCAAGGCCGAGCUGCAGGCCGCCAAGGCCGCCUCGGGCGCCGGCAGCCAGCAGCUGCAGCAGCAGGUCACCCACCUGCAGAACGAGCUGUCGGCCGCCCAGGCCGCGGCGGCUCAGGCCGAGGAGCUGCGGCAGCAGGUGGCGGCGCGCGACCGGCAGGUGGCGGAGCUGCAGCGCGCGCUCAAGCAGGCCGCCGCCGCCGCCAACGCCAACGGCGGCGCGCAGGGCGAGCUGGAGUUCAACAUCCCCGCCGCCGCCGCCUCGGCCUCCUCCGGGCCGGCCCCGGCGGGCUCCAAGGGCGACGCGCCCAAGCGCGCCCGCGCCACCACCGCCAAGAGCGCCUCGCGGCCCGCACCCGUGAUGAAGGCGGAGCCGGAGGCAGCGCCCGCCGCCGCCGCCGCCCCCGCGGCCGCGGCUGAGGCGGAGGCGCCCAAGCCGCGCCGCCGCGCCACGGCCAAGAGCGCCGGCCGCCCCGCGCCCGUCGCGCGCAUGACGGUCGUGGAGGCUGCCGCUGCGGCGGCGGCUGCCGCCAGCGCUGCGCCGGCCGCUGGUGCUCACGUCGCUGCGGCGGCGCCGGCGCCCUCCGUGGAGCCCAAGGCGCCCAAGCGGCAACGCCGGUCCACCAAAACCGCCAAGCCGGCGGCGGACUCGACGCAGCAGCAGGCGUAAGCAGUGGCUGGCAAACCAGGCCAGCGGAUGUACUUGGGCAUUGGCAGGAGCGACGUGAGUUUACGCGAAGGCUGCAAGCCUAAAAUAAAGGCUCUUGUGGUGUUAUGUCUUGCUUUAGAUGUGUCAUCGGCGUAGGUGGCUGAAGUCGUGGUCGAUUGGUCAAUUAGACUCGCCACCGACGCUAAGCGCCCAUCAACACGAGUAGCAAAGCUCCACUGGAGUAACAUUUGGGUGGACAUUACGGAUGGCACCAAAGGCUCGUACUCUUGAGCAGGCUUCCACACCGGAGCCCGCCGGGUACUGGCUCAACAGGCAGAGCUUAACGAACCCUGCCAGUAGCCGGAGCUCUUUCAGUUUUGGCCUCCUCAGCUUUAGUGUUUUGCAGGAUGUCGAGUCGAGGUGCGCAAGCUCCGCCUAAUGUGUGGGACUCACUUGUACAUGUUGUAUGGGUGUAAGGGUGCGGGGCGCGGGUAACUACGCGUGCGGCUGGGCAUAUGACGUGAGCGCACGUUGUUGUUGGUGUGCUCGGCAGCUCAACAACAAGGCUGGGUUUAGCGGCUGGCGUAGCCGCAUGCGCGGACUGGGAGUGGAAUGCUGUGACGAGACGAAGCCCAAACGGCGGAUUGAUGGUGUAGGGACUGAUACGGUGGCACGCGAGGCCGGCGAUGGAGCCGCAUCGACCAAAAAGCGUGUGGCCUUGGCCGGACUGCGUUGAGUGGGGAUUCUAUGGAUUCUAUGGUGUCCACAAGGAAAUAGGGUCACGCGUACACGUGGUAGGACAUGAAGCAUGGUUGCGUGUACCAGCGCCAGUGAGACGCUGCAGGGAGGCCUGUAACCGCUUUUAUUU
Messenger RNA from Chlamydomonas reinhardtii, 3694 nucleotides. RefSeq lists its product as uncharacterized. The transcript is spliced from 16 exons. The coding region runs from base 94 to 2847 and encodes 917 amino acids. The record is from RefSeq and is a predicted model, not a curated record. Lineage: Eukaryota; Viridiplantae; Chlorophyta; Chlorophyceae; Chlamydomonadales; Chlamydomonadaceae.